AUGACAUCUGAACUGGAGAGCAGCCUAACAUCUAUGGACUGGUUACCACAGCUCACCAUGAGAGCAGCCAUCCAAAAAUCUGAUGCUACACAAAAUGCACAUGGAACAGGAAUUUCCAAGAAGAAUGCGCUCCUUGACCCAAAUACAACACUGGACCAGGAAGAAGUCCAACAGCACAAAGAUGGGAAACCUCCAUACAGUUAUGCCAGCCUCAUUACAUUUGCAAUUAAUAGCUCACCCAAAAAGAAAAUGACUCUAAGUGAGAUUUACCAGUGGAUUUGUGAUAACUUCCCAUAUUAUAGAGAGGCUGGCAGUGGUUGGAAGAAUUCCAUACGACAUAAUCUGUCACUGAACAAGUGUUUCCUUAAAGUGCCUCGAUCAAAGGAUGACCCGGGAAAGGGAUCCUACUGGGCAAUAGACACCAAUCCGAAGGAAGAUGCGCUGCCUACUCGGCCAAAGAAGAGAGCACGAUCUGUAGAACGGGCCUCAACUCCAUAUAGCAUAGAUUCAGAUUCUUUGGGAAUGGAGUGUAUUAUUUCGGGAAGUGCCUCUCCAACUCUGGCAAUCAACACUGUGACUAACAAAGUAACGUUGUACAACACCGAUCAGGAUGGUAGUGAUAGCCCACGCAGUAGCCUUAACAACAGUCUCUCAGACCAGAGUUUGGCAUCUGUUAAUUUGAACAGUGUUGGAAGUGUGCAUAGUUAUACACCGGUGACAAACCAUCCAGAACCAGUCUCUCAGUCAUUAACUCCUCAACAGCAGCCACAGUACAACCUUCCAGAACGAGACAAACAACUCCUUUUCUCAGAAUAUAAUUUUGAAGAUCUCAGUGCCUCAUUUCGGAGCCUUUAUAAGUCAGUUUUUGAGCAGUCACUUAGUCAACAAGGUUUGAUGACCAUCCCUUCCGACUCUUCCCAGCAGUCCCACACCUCGUGUUCGUAUCAGCACUCUCCUAGCAGCACAGUGAGCGCUCACCCACAUAGCAACCAAAGCAGCCUGUCCAACAAUCAUGGCGGUGGCCUCAGCACCACAGGCAGUAAUUCGGUUGCACAAGUCUCACUGCCCCACUCCCAGAUGCACACACAGCCGUCUCCACAUCCGUCCCAUCGACAGCAUGGUUUACCACAGCAUCCGCAGCGUCCCCAGCACCCAGCAUCACACCCGCAGCAACACAGCCAGCUCCAGCCCCCUCACCCCCAGCACCCCUCUCCACAUCAACACAUACAGCAUCAUCCGAAUCAUCAGCAUCAGACGUUAACACAUCAGGCACCCCCACCCCCACAACAGGUAUCCUGUAAUUCUGGUGUUUCAAAUGAUUGGUAUGCAACACUUGAUAUGCUAAAAGAAAGUUGUCGGAUUGCCAGCAGUGUUAAUUGGUCAGAUGUAGACCUUUCACAGUUCCAAGGUUUGAUGGAGAGUAUGAGACAGGCAGAUCUCAAGAACUGGUCUUUGGAUCAGGUUCAAUUUGCUGAUCUCUGUUCUUCUCUUAAUCAGUUCUUUACACAAACUGGCCUUAUCCACUCACAGAGUAAUGUUCAGCAAAAUGUCUGUCAUGGUGCCAUGCAUCCAACAAAACCUUCCCAACACAUUGGAACAGGAAAUUUGUACAUAGACUCCAGGCAAAAUCUCCCUCCUUCAGUGAUGCCGCCCCCUGGUUACCCUCACAUCCCACAGGCACUGAGCACUCCAGGAACGACAAUUGCAGGCCAUCACGGAGCCAUGAACCAGCAGCACAUGAUGCCUUCCCCAGCCUUCCAGAUGCGGCGCUCUCUGCCUCCAGAUGACAUCCAGGAUGACUUUGAUUGGGAUUCAAUUGUGUAGAGCUUGUUUCUGCAAGGCACCAGACUCCAGCGUCACCCUUCUGUGCAGUGAAGGGAAAGGUUGAAGAGAAUCCAGUUGAGAAAACAAAGUUGCUAAUCACUUUA
Messenger RNA from Neomonachus schauinslandi (Hawaiian monk seal), 1928 nucleotides. It is a transcript of the gene FOXJ3, whose product is annotated as forkhead box J3. The record is from RefSeq and is a predicted model, not a curated record. Gene Ontology annotation, cellular component: nucleus. Gene Ontology annotation, molecular function: RNA polymerase II cis-regulatory region sequence-specific DNA binding; DNA-binding transcription factor activity, RNA polymerase II-specific. Gene Ontology annotation, biological process: regulation of transcription by RNA polymerase II. Bases 1 to 1824 code for a protein of 607 amino acids. The transcript is spliced from 11 exons. Lineage: Eukaryota; Metazoa; Chordata; Mammalia; Carnivora; Phocidae.